AUUGUUUUCAGUAGUUUUCCUAUACAUAUAUGUACAUAACCUUAAAUCUCAUAAGAUUUUGAUACACAAACAUAAUAAAAUUAUUUAUAAGUCGAGAAAAAAUGAAUAUGAAUUCAACAAAAAAUGCAUUACGUUCAAUUUGUAAAUUAUUAUUCAGGAAAACAUCACCCGUUGUGUGUUUGAGUCCAUUAUUUAUCAAUGACUCAUCACAGAAUGAUGCAGAAAUUACAGAAGAAAAUAAAUUAAAAUUACCAGAUGUACAAACUAUGACAUAUAGUUAUUUGGUUAAACAGUCAACUUUAAAAUCAAUUAACAAUGCUUCUGAACUUUUAACUAUUACAUUUUUAGCGAUAGAAACUAUCAGUGAAGAGUACAGGAAAUCAUUAAUAAAAUUAAUAAACCUUUAUAAAGAGUCUUCAGAUAGUGACAUGGUUGAUUUGCAUGAAGACACAAUGGUUCAAAUUAGAGCAGAAAUCCAAAAUAAAAAAGAUAUGCUUAUGCAACUUGUUAGUUUUAUGGAGUCUGUACGUAAAAUGGCAGAUUCAACUACAGAAAUAUGUUAUAUGUAUGGAAUGACUAAUUUAUGUUCUAGCCUUAGUCAAAGGAUAGACGAUGCAAUUAAAAAUAUGGACAAAGAAAUAUAUAAUAAUCAAAAAUUAGAAAAAGAAUUUAACUAUGUACAGCAGGAAUAUAUAAUUAAUGCUGACAAACAUUGAAAAAUAUAAAUAAUUAUAACCCCUCAGGAAUGUUCCUAUCAAAACAAAAAUUAUUAAAAUAUUUUUUUAUUGCAGAUAAGUCGUAUAUAAGGUGGAAGAUAUAGAAAUAAUUAAAUAUAAUUUUACUGUAUUACUUAUCCUUAAAAAGAAAUAUUUAAACAUCUAAAUGGAUUGUCACAAUAUGUCGACCAGGUACCAUUACCAACCCAAGUGCUCUUGCUUCUGUGAGAUCUUCGGAUAGAAAUUCUAUACAUGAUCCCAAAAUUACAUUAGCGUCGCGAUCAGUGCAAAGAAAUGCACCCGUCAAUACUCUACCAUCAGUCAUUUUAAUUCGCAAAUGUCGAUUCAGCCAUCCUCUUAAUUUUUGUUUUGCAGGUGACUCCUCGCAAUUAAAAGUCUGUAAUUAUUUAACAAAUUAGUCAUAAAAUACCUUUGCAAAUAAUAAAAUAUUAUGAACGUUGGUUAUGAUAUAUACAAAUUUAUAAAAUAUAUAAAUUACUAAUUU
Molecule: messenger RNA, 1221 nt
Organism: Polistes canadensis
Lineage: Eukaryota; Metazoa; Arthropoda; Insecta; Hymenoptera; Vespidae
Exons: 4
Coding region: 102-716 (204 amino acids)
Biological process (GO): apoptotic process
Cellular component (GO): mitochondrion
Source: RefSeq, a predicted model, not a curated record